Salvelinus sp. IW2-2015 is the source of this 1100-nucleotide messenger RNA. NCBI's taxonomy places the organism in Eukaryota, Metazoa, Chordata, Actinopteri, Salmoniformes, Salmonidae. The record is from RefSeq and is a predicted model, not a curated record.
UGACGCAUAGCGCAUCACCUCAGAGACAAGCAGUCAAUGGAGUCAAGUUGUCACAGCGAUGCAUUAAUGAUAAACAAAGUAUUACUUGUUUUUAGCAAACUAUUAACGUGAAACCGCAGGCGAAGCGUCGAGUAGUAAUGCAUUAUUUAUAAUGACCGCAGAGGAAUUGGCUUAUAGUUGAAGUUACUUUAUUUCGGCUAACCAACAAGCUAGCCAGCCAGCUAAACUAUUCGAAGGCCUCGCCGCUUUCAACAAGGCCAAGCUAGCUAACUACCCUGCAUCGUUAAACACUCAAAACGUUUGUAGUGUUGUUUUACAUUUAUUGGCUAUAUGUCGGAAGAGAUCGCAUUGGUAAUGCAACAAAAUUUGGACAGGAGCUGCUGGGUAUGCUUCGCCACUGAUGAGGAUGACCGCACGGCGGAGUGGGUGCGUCCGUGUCGCUGCCGUGGCUCCACCAAGUGGGUGCACCAGGCGUGUCUGCAGCGCUGGGUGGACGAGAAGCAGAGGGGCAACAGCACGGCCCGCGUGUCUUGUCCGCAGUGCAACGCCGAGUACCUCAUCGUCUUUCCCAAGCUGGGGCCAGUGGUGUAUGUUCUAGACCUGUUUGACCGGCUCAUCUCCAAGGCCUGUCCCUUUGCCGCCGCCGGCAUCAUGGUGGGCUCCAUCUACUGGACCGCCGUCACGUACGGGGCUGUCACCGUCAUGCAGGUGGUGGGCCAUAAGGAGGGCCUGGAUGUGAUGGAGCGGGCAGACCCCUUGUUCCUGCUCAUCGGCCUGCCCACCAUCCCCGUCAUGCUGAUCCUGGGGAAGAUGAUCCGCUGGGAAGACUACGUGCUGCGCCUCUGGAGGAAGUACUCCAACAAGCUGCAGAUCCUCAACAGCAUCUUCCCAGGUCAGAACGGACACAUUGAACGCGGAGAGGUAGCCCUGUCCAUUGGGGCUUGUGGAGGUCCAGUAGCAGUGGGUUUUUCCACUGAGCUCAUCAUCAAGGACAGUGAUUGAUGUGGGGAGAAACCGGACCCCAGGGCUCAGCUGGAACCUUCAACCUUUUUCUCCUGCAGUCUCAGCUUGCUGGGCAAGAGCAGGCGUACAUCUUUUAC